Messenger RNA from Nymphaea colorata (pocket water lily), 1145 nucleotides. RefSeq lists its product as uncharacterized. The coding region runs from base 468 to 611 and encodes 47 amino acids. The record is from RefSeq and is a predicted model, not a curated record. The transcript has 2 exons. Lineage: Eukaryota; Viridiplantae; Streptophyta; Magnoliopsida; Nymphaeales; Nymphaeaceae.
AGAGACUUGUAAAGGGGAUCAAGAUACCCUGGUUUCAAGCAAAAGUGAAUCCCAAUUUUAACUCUCCGGUUACGUACCCGGUCCCCCUUCCAACUACGAGUAUCAGGCAACCACCAGCUCUUAAGGAAGGAAACUUGAGAGAGAGAGAGAGAAGAGGCACUUGACAACCCACCGGAGGCCGACCACCUUCUGCUUUUUGUCUCUUUUCUCCUGUCGACCGACGCAUUUCAGAAUCUAAAAGCUCCCUUCUCUCUUUUCAUCUACUGUCCUAUUCAUUGUCGUUAUUCCUUUCUUAUUCCUUAGUGGGAGAUUGUUCUUUUCAGCUUUCUGGCUCUGUUCUUCCAACCUCCAGAAAGAAAAAUAAGAGCAAGUUGGCAAUUAAAAAUCCUCUUCCUUAAUCUUCGUUGUUCGUUUUAUCUGCUAUUCUGAAUUUGAUAAGCUCACAGAUUGCCUUCUUCCGGGCGAUUAUGAUUAUGUGUGCCUUCGCAUUCUCCGUCGGAAAGACGGUAUUCACUAUCUUAAGAGGAUGGGUGGCGGCCUGCAUCACCGUUGCUUCCGAGAUCGCGAGCGCUCUAAGAGUUGGAGAAAUCGGCCCCUUCCAUGUUGGCUGAAUAAGUUCCGGGCCGAAUACGUGUUUCAUGUGUAAUGUCUAAAGCCCCAUGCACUCUUCUGAAAUGGAGAAGGCGUUUAACGAUCAACCUGACUAAUCCCGAAGGGUAUUUCGUGAAGGACUGAGAAGAUGUGGCAGCAGCUUGUUCAUCACGGCGACAGAAGCCACAUGUAGUGUAUGAUACCUUAAUAACUGUACAGUAGUAAUGGAGCUCUGUCAUCCAUCAGUCUACUCAGUUAAGUUCUUAAUUUCCUUGAUCUGUGUUAAGAGUGAUGGAACUAUGCGGCCGACGUUCUACUCGCUUUGCUCCAGGUUGGAGGAGGCCGAGAGUUUCAUACUCGAGCAUUACUUGGCAUAACCGGUAAGGCAUUUCCAGGGAUAAUGCUUCAACUCGAUUGCUCAAAGGAAAAAGGCUCAUAAAAUUGCGGAUCUUUCAGAACCCUGUCUUGAGCCUGUGUUCAAUGUAGAAUUUCUUGAUUCUCACAUGGAAUAUUUAUUAAUCGCCCUGAGAUGCUGAAGGUCUUCUUCCAUGCAA